This is a messenger RNA of Conger conger (European conger), 3705 nucleotides long. It is a transcript of the gene rigi, whose product is annotated as RNA sensor RIG-I. The record is from RefSeq and is a predicted model, not a curated record. Gene Ontology annotation, cellular component: cytoplasm. Gene Ontology annotation, molecular function: single-stranded RNA binding; double-stranded RNA binding; ATP binding. NCBI's taxonomy places the organism in Eukaryota, Metazoa, Chordata, Actinopteri, Anguilliformes, Congridae. The transcript has 18 exons. The coding region runs from base 96 to 2936 and encodes 946 amino acids.
UGCAACAAAAGAGGCGAUCCACAUAAGACAGGUUCAGUAGACAGAACCCCCAGUCAGCUUGAAGACCUUUAUCUAAACUUAAAUUACUCUACAAAAUGUACGAGGAGGAGAAGGAACAGCUGAAGCGGGUUAAGGACUACAUAGUACAAAUACUUCGUCCUUCUUACAUCAAAGGUUUUAUGUCCGCAUACUUGGAAACAGAGAUCAUGGAGAGAAUCCUUUCAGAAGAGAACACCUCCGUCACAUCCGCGGCUGAAAUGCUUUUUCAAAGUAUAUUGAACCUGGAGGAGAGAGGCUGGUUUCAAGCUUUUUUGGAUGAACUGCAAGAAAAAAGAUACACAGGACUUUGUGAAGCUAUUAAGGAAUGGGAUUUUCAAAAGCUUGAACAAAUGAGAGCUCACAAGGCUCUUCUGCGCCAUAUUGAAGCGUCCUUCACCAAACAAAUAAAGCCAAUGGAGAUUGUUAGGUACAUGUCUGAAUGCAUUUUUACCAAGGAUCGUGAAGAAAUAACAGCAAUCACUGAACAAAAAGGUCAAAUUGCAGGGGCAGAAAAACUGACGGAAUGUUUGAAAAGGUCAGACAAACCCAACUGGUUCAAACUCCUGAAGUUGGCCCUGGAACACUAUGAAUUUACUAAUGCCCUGCGGUUACUGGAUCCAAAUACAGGCCAUGAAGGGUACCAAAAUACUGGUAAAGAAGUAGAAGACGGGGAAGCAAAUGAUGAAACUACAACGUUCCGAAUUGAGUACAGGGAAGAGGCUUGUGCUAAUGAUUUGGUGGGGAGUGUUAAUCAGAUGAACCUUACUGAGAACCAAGAUGGAGUAGCAGGUGCCAGUGCUUGGGCGGAGCCUUGUAAAAUCUCUGGAGAACGAAAGCUGAGAGCCUAUCAGAGAGAGCUGGCAAUACCUGUCUUUGAUGGGAAAAACACCAUCGUCUGUGCUCCCACAGGCAGUGGAAAGACCAUUGUUGCCCUGGCUAUAUGUGAACACCACCUGGAAACUAAAGCUAACGCGAGCCCCAAGAUUGUCUUCAUGGCUACCAAAGUGGAUGUGUAUGAACAGCAGUAUAAAUUGUUCAAGGAUCACUUUAAUAGCAUAAAUCAAGAAGUCAGGAUUACAGGUCUCUGUGGGGACAUGGGCGAACAGAUAAUAUCCAUGGACAUUAUCGCAGAAAACAACGACAUCAUCAUUCUGACGCCCCAGAUCCUGGUGAAUGCCCUAACCCAGAAGGACCUGCCCUCACUCUCCGUCUUCACUCUGCUCAUUUUUGACGAGUGUCACAAUGCCACCGGAAAGCAUCCCUACAAAAUUCUCAUGAAUAGCUACCUAGACACCAAACUCAGUGAAAGGAAUGAGCCAUUGCCUCAGAUUGUGGGGCUGACGGCAUCUGUGGGGGUCGGGACUUUCAAGAACAGAGCUGAAUCGGAGAUGAAUAUCUGUCAGCUGUGUUCAAACCUGGAUGCAAGAAUCAUCUCAACUGUCAAAAACCAAAAGGAGGAGCUCAAGUCCUUUGUACAUAUGCCAGAAAAAGAUUUCUUUGAGGUGGAGAAAAGAUCAGGCGAUCCAUUCAUUGGCAUCAUCCAUAACAUCAUGUCCAGAAUUGAAGAACUGGCCAAGACCGUGUACAACAUUGAGUCUCUGUCCCACAUUGAGAACCGUGAAUACGGCACACAGAAAUACGAGCAGUGGAUUAUUGAGGUGCAGAACAGAUGCAGAGUCCUGCAGCUGGAAGACAAAGAGGAGGAGAGCCGGGUGUGCAGAGCCCUUUUCAAUUACACAGAGUACCUGAGGAAAUACAAUGACGCACUCAUUAUCAAUGAGGAUGCUAGGCCCAAGGACGCCUUGGUUUACUUGGAGGCCUUUUUUGAUCAAGUGAGACAGGCUGGGUUUGAUGAAACUGAACAAAAACUGACUGCGUUUUUCGACUCUCAGCACCCUCACCUCGUCCAGCUGUCCGAGCAAGGACAGCAGAACCCCAAACUGGAGCAGCUGAAGUAUAUUCUGGAUGAGGAGUACAGGAACAACGACCAGACCCGCACUGUGCUGUUCGUUAGGACCAGGGCACUGGCUGAGGCAAUGAAAAACUGGAUCGAGGAAACGGACACAUUGAAGUUCUUAAAGCCAGGAGUGUUGAUAGGCAGGGCACGGAAGUCUAACCAGAUAGGUUCAGGAAUGACGCUGACUUCCAAGAAAGGGGUUCUGGAAUCCUUUAAAACCUCGGACCAGAGUAAGAUACUGAUUGCCACUUCUGUGGCAGAUGAAGGGAUUGACAUUCCGAUGUGCAACCUUGUGCUGAUGUACGAGUACGUCGGUAAUGUGGUAAAGAUGAUCCAAGUAAGAGGUCGUGGACGGGCGGAGGGCAGCAAGUGUUUCCUGAUAUCCGACAGGAAGGAGCGUAUCGUCAAAGAAAAGCUAAACAUGCAGCGUGAAAAGAUAGUGGAGGAAGCUAUUGCAAAUUUGCAGGAAUCCAGGGAAACUAUGGAAGCUAAGAUUGACAUCUUACAGAGAGAAGACAAGAGGGUACGUGACCACAAGAACUCAGUGCCAGAGAGACCCAGGACUGCUGGCAGCUUCGAACUUCUCUGUGCAAAAUGCAAGAGAUUUGCUUGUUUCUCCGACGACGUGAGGGUGAAGGAUACACAUCACAUUGUUGUGGACAGAACCAUUUUCGACCGCUGUGACAUCAAGCCCCACAAGAAUCCGAAACGAUUUGGGCAAUUUGAGGAAAAGAUGAAACUGUUUUGCAAGCACUGUCCUUCUUUUGACUGGGGGAUCACUGCGUCAUACAUGGAAAUAGAAGACCUGCCUCUGAUCAAAAUUAGGAGCUUCGUUGUCCAGAACUGCGAGACCAAGAAACAGAGGACUUUCAGGAGGUGGAAAGAUGUCACAUUUCCUCUGAGGCAGUUUGACCUAGCAGAUAUACAGCCCAGUUCCUAAUCUCAAUAUGACCAACAAGUCAUGGUUUAGUCUCCUCCUUGUGUGAGCCCGUGUGAUCCAUAGUAUUCUCAACUGAAUGGUACCUGACUGAACAAGUAGAAUGCUAGCCUACAUUUCUGAAUAUGCUGUCCUUAGUCCUUAGUAUGAUAUAUUAUAUUUUCCUGAAACUUUCUGCUCAUCAGAAGAUACAAGUCGAGAACCCCGUUCAAAUCCAUUGGCGCAACAAAUGCUAAUGAUGACGUGUGUCCUCCUUAUGCCAGGAAAUGAACUUUACUUCAUUCUAUUAUGGUAUAUAUUAUGGUACAUAUACUUGGGAUUAUAUGUUUUAUGUUUGGAGUUUAAAGGCAACUUUUCUCAACAGCUCAUAACAAUUGUUCAUUGGCACAUUGUAUAGUUCUCAUGAACACUCCAGUUGCUAUGUACUGUACAUCAUAUUUUGGGAUCUUCAAAGUGUUCUAAAACUGAUUUUGCCAGACAAAGGUCUGGUCUUUUGGGUCAUCGUUUUUUUAAUUUUUUUAUGUGCAUUGUCUUACGUGUGAGUGUAUUUAAUUCAGAGAAAAACUAAUUUACAGUGGCACAAUGAGAAUAGAACAAUACAAUAAAUACACUACACUACAAUUAAAAUUGAGAAAACAAGAUAGACCUGUCCAGGAAAAAUACAUUGUAUCAGCUUUUUUAUAAAACAAUUCUGUAUUUUAAUCUUUCUCAUAAUUGGACCUGCUGUCUUUAAUUUGUAACUCCAUUACUCAAUAAAGGCUUUUAAUAAUUA